Messenger RNA from Orbicella faveolata, 1950 nucleotides. RefSeq lists its product as uncharacterized. Gene Ontology annotation, molecular function: ubiquitin-protein transferase activity. NCBI's taxonomy places the organism in Eukaryota, Metazoa, Cnidaria, Anthozoa, Scleractinia, Merulinidae. The record is from RefSeq and is a predicted model, not a curated record.
CUCGUGCAAAAUGGCCGAAAGAGCGGAAAGCCCCGAUGAGAGAAUAGAAGAGAUAGUUCGUAGAUGUGUACGCGAAUAACUGGGUAAUUCUAGAGGGAAUUGCAGUAGUCAAACAUUGGUCAAUAGAACGAGAAACCUGAUUCGUUCAUCUGCUUCAUUUACUGCAAGGCAGCUGGGCGAAACAAGUCAACAGCCAGCGCCAGCGUCCGAAUUUCGUCGUAAUGCACCAGCCAUGUCUGCUCGUGUUUUCGAUAGAUCGACGUCUGUAACCGGGCAUCCUUUACGGAAAAGAAAAGUUCCAGCUUCAAAGCAAAAGACGCACGUUGUGCCAAAGACAGUGUUUCUUCUUGAUCAAGGAAAUCUCAACAUUGAUGACGAGGAUGACGAUGAAGGUCAGAAUGAUGAAUAUGUAAUUAAGGAGGAAAUGAUUUUAGUGAAAGGGGAGUUUGAUUUGUUAGCUGGUGCUGAUGAACAAUCUAUUCGCCAAGAAUUGAAAGAAGUAUUUAAAGUCAAAUUUCCACUGAUUUCAGUGAAAGACUUUGACUUUGUCAAAAGAGAGAGAAACACCAUUGUAACACCUGUGGUGAAAGAAAACCAUGCAUGGGACUAUGCUCACGUGAAGCAUCUUUGUGGUGCUGGUAAGCUUUAUGUUAGAUUGAAUAUCAGCAAGGAUGUGAUUGGAUGUGCUUCUGAUGAUAGUGACAGUAGCUUGCUAACCAUAAUGUCAACCCCUAAUGACAGGCCCAUUAGUUCAGCAAGCACAUCACCACCCAUUGUUGCGGAUGAUGAAGUACCAACAACAUCAUCAGGUGUUUCACACAUGGAUGGAGACAUUUCCUCUUUGACUGUAUUAUUUCCUGAUGCAAAACUAAGUGAUAUCAGAGAUGCCCUCAUUCAAUGUGGUUCACUUGAAUUGGCAGCUGAGAAAUUAAGUGACAAACCAGCUACAUGCAAGCAGUCUGGUGCAUGUAUGGGUGCUUCACAGGUACUAAAGAAUCUCAAGUUGAAAAUGAAAGGGUAUGGUCAGGCAGAGAAGAUAAAAGUUGACAGAGAAGAUCUGGUACUUGAUUUAUUUCAUUAUUACAAGGACUCUGACUUUAAUCCAGAGUUGCAGAUUAAAAUUCAGUUCAGAGGAGAGCCAGCAAUUGAUACCGGGGGAGUGCUUCGUCAAGCUUAUGAAGAUGCUUUCCUUGCAUUGGCAAAAGGGGAUGCAGGGUUAAAGAUGUUUCAAGGUCCAUUUGAGCAUCUAGUUCCCAUAUACCGAAGUGACAAUGUGCUAAAUGGAGUGUUUGAAGUUCUCGGGAAAAUGGUCGCCCACAGUAUGAUCCAAGGUGGCCCAGGGUUCCCUUAUUUGUCACCAGUGAUAUAUUGGUACAUUGCCACUGGAGAUUUACAGCAGGGCAUUGCAAGGGCUAGUGUCAUAGACAUCAGUGAUGGAAUCUUGAACAGCUAUGUCACAAGGAUUAUAGAUGCAACAGCUGUUGACAUUGAAACCAUCAACCAGGAAGAUGACUUUUUACAGCUGAUGCAAAACUGUGGGGAAAGAAGACUGUUGAAGGUAAGGAACAAACAUGGUAUUCAAAAUGCUCCUAAGUUUUUGUCCAUGUACUCUAUUUUUUUGUUCUGAGGUACAUGUCCUUAUUUAUAUUUAAUUUAUUUUGAAUCUUGACAUACUGAACCCACAAAUGUAAAUGUUUCAUGCAUUGAAACAUGCAUCAGGUAGAUGGACUCCUGUAUAUGGCAGACACAAGCUUAAGUGACUCCCAAACUUUACUUCCCUAUUUCAUGUAAAACAUGCCUGUAUUCAAACACCUAUUAAGUGAACACUAGACAAGGUCAUGUGAGAGUCACCUUUAUAAAGGUUUACCUGUAGUUAAUAAAUACUAGAGCUUUUUACAGUGAAACCCAGAAAGCCAUGCUCAACUAGAAUUGUUUCUGGAUUGUUUUCUG